UUCAGCUCUCGACAGAUUCGGACGGAGCGCUGCGGGCUGCGGGAGACGACGGCAGGCUUCUGGUGGAUGGGGAGAAAAUGGAGGUGAACAGAAGAGAGGUGCCUCUAUAUGGACAGGUGGAGGCCCAUGUAAGGUUGCAAACCAGCGCUCCUGAAGAUGCAGAGUUUUAUGUUGUACUACAAGGCUCUAGACUCACACAUGUGACUGCAGCAAGAAGAGGAGAUGGUGGGCUGACCCUCUGCUUCACAGUUCCUGGCCAUGCCCUUGUGGAAGCUGUCACUGUCACAUCCUACUUUUACACAGAGGGACAAGCCAAGCCCAUAGAUGGCGAAGCAUCUCUCGAAUACCUCAUGGACAUUGCCCAGGAGGCCGCGGAGUACCUUUGUGCAAACAGGGACCAGCUCGGCCCACAGAGCUACCUAGAGGUCCUGAAGAGGUUUUCCACGUGGGCGCAGGCAGCUGACGGGGAGCUCUGUGCUGAGGGUUUAGACGGCAGUGAGGAGGAUGUGCGGCUCAGACGGCGUUCAGGUGAUGAAGGCGCUCUCAGGGAGCUGGAUGAGAAGAUCACGCAGGCUAUGGCCAACAUGGAUUACCCGCUGCAGUGGAAAAACACUGACGGCCAGCCGGGGGAAGCUGCUGAGCUUCAGCCUAAAGAAACCCUCCUUCACCUUGCAGUGCGCUUGGGUUUGGUCCAUCUCUCCCGUUUCUUAAUCCACCAGCCGAGAGGUCAAAGGGCAUUGACCUUGCCCAAUCAGGAGGGAGACACACCCCUCCAGCUGGCCCAGAGGGACAGACAGCAUGCCAUGUUCAGGGUGCUGGCAACUCCUCCAGGUCCUGCAGUCGGCCCUGUUCCAGGUGUGUGGUGUGUGUGGUCCGACAGCUCCUGCAUGCUGAGGUUUUGUCCCGGGACGGACUCUCUGACCCUGACUGUGCGACAGACACCCGGCAGCUGCCCUCAGGACGGCAUCAUGGUCCUCCGAGACAGACUGGGAGACCACGGCGUCCUUCAGCGGAUCAAUGUGCUCAAAGCUGAUUGUGAGGUAGACAAGAUGGACAAAGAUGAAUUUCUUCCUAGUGCUGAAGGCGUUAGCAAGGAGCUCCGAGUGGAAGAGCACGCGCUGGUGGACAAUGUUUUUGAAGAACAGCUUGUUCUGUCUUUGGAUGAUGACGAUGAUGUAGAAGAGCACCCAUCCUCAUUAUCUGUGAAUGGGCAUCCCAUGCAGCCCAGUGGAGUCCAGGACCAGUUCACCCAGCGUGCUGCAGACCCUCUGCUCUCCAUGAUCAACAGCAGCCAUCAGGCCAUCACACAGCAGACACAGGUGCAAGAUGGCGACAUCAAAUACAGCAUCAGUGGAGUGACCGGGGGCAGCACGGGGACGGACGCCGGGUUAUGGGACACGGUGGACGAUCUCCUGCUGGCCACUGACACUCCACCUCCCUAUUCGGAAGAUUUCUACGCCCCCUCUGUUCCCUGCUCUCCCCCGCUGUCCCCUGCUGACCAGGCCCUCGCCAGGCUGAACCGUCCCCCCUUCUCUGAGCAGACCAGUCAGGGAGAAAGUCCGCCCAUGGACACCUGCGACCUCAGUCCCAGUCUCGUGGCUCUGGAAGUGGACAGUGAAGAGGACAGCGCCGAGCCAAAGUCUCCGCUGUCUCCGCUCUCGUCAGAUGUCGAGAAAAGUGAAGACAAAGCCUUUCGUCCCUGCCCUGACCUUACUUGCACUCGCAGCCAAUCGGCGUCCUUGGCAUGUGAACACGCCGCAAAGGAGUCGGGUGACCAGGGGAUCCGACUGCGUUCGUACUCCUACUCCUCGCCCAAAAUCAGUUUGCGUCCCGCUCGUUUUGCCCGGGACAACCACGCUUCAGACGUCACACCUGAGCAAAGAGCCUCCAGUAUAUCAGAGCAGACCCAUGAAAAAAGAAUUGAAGAGGAGGAGCAGGAUAAGUACAACAUCCCAACAAAAGCGGAGUCAGAGAAAUACAAAGUCAUUCGUACCCUCAGUUUUCUCAAGAGCAGGAUGUCCAGCACACGUAACAAGACCAAGGGGAAGGGGAAGGACAGAGAGGCCAAGGAUAGACAGCUGAAUGGACAUCGGUUCAACACAGGCGCCGUUUUAGGCCCCACCGUGUGUGUGGUUUGUGAGAAACCAGCAUCUGGAAAGGACCUGCUGCACUGCUCCAGUUGCACUGCUAUCGUCCAUAAGGGCUGUAAGGACUCUGUUCCCCCAUGUUUGAAGAAACUUCAGGAUAAGUAUGCAGUCGCCAUGGUGAAGAACAGGACAGCAUCCCUCCCACAAAAUUUCACUGUGAGAGACAAUCCUCCACAGUGCGUCAUCCCCAUCUCUACCUCUCUCCCCGUUAUGACCCCCAAGGAGAGGAAAGACGCUGCGACCCAGCCAUGCGGCCUCUCUGGGAGUUUCCCAAACAGUGACAGUCGACUCAGUGAGAGUUCAGAGACGGAGUCUGAUGCCUCGAAGGUGACCAGCCAAUCAGAAGAGCUCCUGCCGACUCCACUGUCCUCCACCUCCACUGACUCAUCUGUCGGAGAAGACUACGUGGAUGCACAUAUCCACAGCGACAUGUCGCUUGAUGCUGCGGAUUAUGAGGCCGAGUCAUGGAGUCUGACAGUAGAGCACAAGUUCUGCAAGAAGCAGGACAAACGAGCUGUCAAGAGGCAGGAUGUUAUCUACGAGCUGAUGCAGACCGAGCUUCACCACCUUCAGACGCUACACAUCAUGGCCGAGGUUUUCCGGCGGGGUAUGAAGGAGGAAGUGCAGCUGGACACGGAAGCGGUGGAGCGGGUCUUCCCCUGUCUGGACCAGCUGCUUCUCUUCCACCACGCCUUCUUUGCCGCCAUGAAGGAGCGGCGACACAGCUCAGCCAGGCCGCAGGGACACAAGAACUACCUCAUCCAGCGAAUAGGAGACGUCUUGCUCCAACAGUUUUCAGAUGAGAAUAGAGAAAAAAUGAAGCAGGUGUAUGGAGAAUUCUGCAGUCGUCACAACGAAGCAGUCAGCUUUUUCAAAGAGCUCCAGCACCAUAACAAGAGAUUUCAGAGCUUCAUCAAGCAACAAGGCAACAAUUCUUUGGUGAAACGGAGGGAAAUCCCAGAGUGCAUCUUGCUGGUAACCCAAAGGAUUACAAAGUACCCGGUGCUGCUGGAGAGGAUCCUCCAAUAUACUCAAGAGGACACAGACGAGCACGCCGACCUCUCCAAAGCACUGGCGCAGAUCCGGGAGGUGAUCGCAGCCGUGGACCUCAGCGUCAGUGAAUAUGAGCGGCAUCAGAGGUUACAGGAAGUGUGGCACCGCAUAGAGAACCGCAGCGCAGCCAAGCUAAAGAACGGCCACACCUUCCGCAAGCACGACAUGAUGGGGCCGGGACAGACGCUCAAACACCAGGGCCUGCUCCUGUGGAAGACUGCCACGGGCCGGCUUAAAGACGUUCUGGCGCUGCUUCUCACCGAUACGCUCAUCUUCCUGCAAGAAAAAGACCAGAAGUAUACAUUUGCCACUGUGGAUCAGAAGCCUCCAGUCAUCGCCCUGCAGAAGUUAAUAGUGCGAGAAGUAGCCAACGAGGAGAGAGGGAUGUUUUUAAUCAGCGCAUCAGCCGCCGGGCCAGAAAUGUACGAGGUGCACACAUCAUCCAAAGAGGAACGAAACACCUGGAUGAGGCUCAUUAGAGAGGCUGUAGAGAGCUGCCCAGAGGAAGAAGAGGAAUACACAAGUGAGUCUGAAGAGGAGAAACGAGCUGCUGAGGCUCGUAUUCAGAAGAUCCAUAAGUUCCAAGAGAGCCUGGCGAGCCGGGACCAGCAGAUCUGCUCCAGCCUGGAGGAGAAGCUGCAGGUCUACGCAGAGCUCUCUGCUCUGAGUGGGAGGACGGACGCUUUGCUGGUCGAACCGCGACUGCUCGCCCAGCCGCACUCGGAGGAGCUGCCCCAGGCUGCCGUGUUGCUGGAUGCAGCUCUGCAAGAGGCUGAGAACCUGAAAGCCACUCUGUCAUCCAAGGCCUGUUCUCCAUCGAGUCACAGCUCGGACUCAGACACAGACUCUGUGUUUCCUGUCAGUCCCGCCCCACCUGUACAGGCCCCCUCAGACUCUGAGGCCUCACCUGAAAACCCCAAGGCCAGUGAGGGGAGCUGGAGUGGUGCCUUCAUCCUCGAUUCCCCAGCUCCUUUGCAAAACAGAGACAUGAAUGACAUCGACAUCAAGGUUGCUCAAAGUGUCCAAAGCCUGACCCAGUUACUCUACAGUCUGCAGGCUACAGUGACCAUCCAGGACAGCUGCUGUGAGGUCCAGAGGCUCCUCCUCCAAGAGAGCGGACGCCCCUCCCCCCGCGCCCAGCGACUGCACCUUCCAAGCAUCCGGGGCAACACCCUACAAGAACAGGAGAAGCAGCGCAACCUGGAGAAACAGAAGGAGGAGGUGGCGGCGGCUCAGCGGCUCCAGGGCCGGCUCCGCCAAGAGAAGGAGCGCUGGGAGAGGGAGUGCCAGGCCAGGGAGAGGCAGCAGGGGGAGCAGGAGAGCAGGUUGGAGGAGAGGGAGAGGCAGUGCCACCUGGAGGCGGAGAGGCUGAGGCGCGAGAGGGAAGAGUUGAACGAGCAACUGGUGGAGUACCAGCAGAGCCUGGAGCGGCUCAGGGAGGGCCAGAGGAACGUGGAGAGGGAGCGCGAGCGGCUGGAGACCCAGCAGAAGCUGCUCCAGACAUGGCGGCACGGCCGGCAGAGGAGUCUGCCUACUGUGAUUCCUCACAUGGUCAUCCCUCUAGAUGGGCAGCAGGACUCGGCACCAAGUCAGUCCAGAGACCACACGGGAAACGGCUCCGUGUUCGUGAACGAGGCUGCGUUCGCCGGCACCAGCGUCAACAACCGUCACGUCCACCACAAAAGAAACGACCCCAGCACGCACAAUUGUCUCAACACCCUGCUGGCAAGAUCCAACAGCAGACAGACCCCCAUAGCUAAGACUCCCCACAGUCCUCACUCAGACUCCCAGGAUUGGGUGAUGGGGACAGGAUACCUCUACAGCUCUGCAGGGAGGCUGGGGCUGCAGCACAUGCCCACUGAUCAUAACAGUCACAGCUACAUCGGGGAGACCUGGUCGUCGACAGCAAGUGGAGCUGACCCGUAUCCGGUGCUCCCACAUCCCGAUGACCCUCAGCUGGACAUGGGUGCAUUGGUUUCCGUGGAGACUGACAGCGGUGGCGAGGAGGGCAGCGAGGAAACCAUUGUGUACCUCUGAAUGUUGAUAAAUUUCAGACCUAAUGGCCAACCCAGCACUUGGAAAAAGAUAAAGACUUUCAUGAAGCAUCAGGAUUGGAUCCAGUGUUGCUUCAGAGAGCAUUUUUCAUUAAGUCUUUUGCCAUGCUUUUUUAUAUAUAUAUAUAUAUAUAUAUAUAUAUAUAUAUAUAUAUUUGAAAGAUUGUUUUUGUAAAGUUACUGGAAAGACAGAGAAAAGAAUAUAUGAAAAAACUGAGGUUGUUUCAGACUGAAUCUCACAUUUGUCAUGCACCUUAGCUGGAGGCACCACUGGGUGUUCAGUGUCUCUUUAUUUUCUGGACGUUUUUUUGUGUGUGUGCGUGGUCUCUAUUGACUGGGUCCCAGCGACACCCUUCCCCUUUUCCCCGAAUCUUCCUCUUACCGUCCCUCCCUUCCUUUCUCAAGUCCUGCAUACUGUAUCUCGUCCCUCGAGCGCUCUAUUUAUUAAAUUUACCUCAAAAGGAGAAAAAGCAUCUACCCAAUAUCAGCAAAACAUCAGGCUGCAUCUCUCUAGUGGGCGAUUGUGUUGGAGCAAACUGCCCCUCUUUCAUUUAUCAGACAGGCUCUGUUUAUGUACAAGCCGAGCAUAACGUGAAGCACAAAACAUUAGGAUUGAAAGAUGAGGUGCGACAGCAUCAGUCCCACGUUUUUCAGACUCCCCGCCUGUAGCCAUCUUUUCUUUUUUUAUCUGAAGCACGUUUUUCUUGUUAAGAGAAAUAAGCAAAGAUGUGGUUUGGAGAGAGAUGUUGCAGCUGUCCUAAUAUGUCAAUUUUAUCAGAGCGUUGAAGAAAGCGCUCUUGGGAAAAAAAGUGAAAGGAAGCCGUAGCGCAGGAAAACACGUUAGGUCAAACCGUUUUAAGCCCCAAUAUAAUUAUUUUAUAUAACUAUUUUCAUCAUUCAUAUACAUUUUGGUCUUGUUUUUUCUUUCAUCAUUUUUAGCCACACUAGAGCAUGCAACAUCAUUGCAAUGUCAGUCAGUUGGUCCAUCAGUUGGAUUGAUUUGUCAUGGGAUUUGGUCGAGACUAUCAUGCCCCACUCAGGGUGAAUUGUAAGAAACUUUGGUGAUCCCCCUGACUGGCGCCUGCUUUGGUUUAUGACCAAAUACCUAAAAAACAAAUGACAUUCCCAUCAAGCUCAGCUGUACUUUGAGCUUAGUGCUAAUAAGCAAUGGUUAGCAUGGUAACAUUGUAACACUCUAACGCGACAUGGUAAACAUUAUGCACUGUUACUGUGAGCAUGUUAGCAUGCUGACAUUAGCAUUUCGCUCAAAGCACCACCUCACAUAGCCCCUACAAGGACUCCUAUUCUAUUGUUUUCAUCAUUUUCUGUCCUCACUUAUAAAAAUCCCAUCUUUACUUCAAACAAACUGUAAAGAGUGGAAGACAAUGUCCCUGAAUUAUCUUCACCAGUACCCAGAACAAUAUGAAUCUGCCUUGUCAAUAAUGCUUAAGGCUAAACUAUUACACUUGAAUAUUCAUGUGGUCUAUUUACAUAUUAUCUCCCAUGGGCAUUUGUAUGUGUAAAGAGGUCCCUGUGCCAACACAUUGGGUGUCUCGAUGUUUUUUUUACAGACCCUAUAAAAAAACAAAUUGGCUUAAUUACUGUUGUAGUUUGUUAAUGGGCCAAUGAGGCAGUGUCAGUAUUUUAAUUUGAUUUUAGUACCAUGUAUAUAUGUUUGUGCCUUUAUUUAUUACAGUACGAAGAGUUUUAAGGUUUUUGUGAAGGGUUGAAUUGUACAUAGAAGUGUAUCUGUUUGAACAGAAGAACAGGUGUGUUUUCUUUCAUUUGUGUUUUGUGCUUGAUAAAAUCACUUUUACUGAA
Molecule: messenger RNA, 7075 nt
Organism: Chelmon rostratus (copperband butterflyfish)
Lineage: Eukaryota; Metazoa; Chordata; Actinopteri; Chaetodontiformes; Chaetodontidae
Gene: arhgef28a
Product: Rho guanine nucleotide exchange factor (GEF) 28a
Exons: 34
Coding region: 78-5237 (1719 amino acids)
Biological process (GO): regulation of Rho protein signal transduction
Molecular function (GO): guanyl-nucleotide exchange factor activity
Source: RefSeq, a predicted model, not a curated record